Chelmon rostratus (copperband butterflyfish) is the source of this 2014-nucleotide messenger RNA. Its product is annotated as putative monooxygenase p33MONOX. Lineage: Eukaryota; Metazoa; Chordata; Actinopteri; Chaetodontiformes; Chaetodontidae. The transcript is spliced from 9 exons. The record is from RefSeq and is a predicted model, not a curated record. Gene Ontology annotation, cellular component: cytoplasm. The coding region runs from base 295 to 1230 and encodes 311 amino acids.
GUCUUUUAUUUAUCGGGCACAAUAAUGGCUGCUACCCAACAAGUCUGUCUUUUCCUACCCGCUCCAGUCGUUUUUGGAGGGUCAGCUAUGUGUCAGUCGUAGUCCUGAAGCCGCCAUUACCUCAGUUCCUCCCCUGGCCUGGCUGCUUACCCACAAUGCAUUGCCAGAGGGUUUUGUGUGUCUCAGACAGACCAGUGUAACCAUUGUUGCUGCUAUUUCAUCAGCCAGUCCACAUCACAGCAGCACAGCAGGAAGGCCCUUUCCUAGUUGAUCAUUCAUUGUCUUACUGAAAUCAUGUCUGGCCCAGGGGAUUUACCAGCCAUAGAGGGUUCUGGGAUGGGCGGGAUGAAGCUUCCUGUCGGGAUGACCCGACGAGCCCUCAGCUACGACGAUAACCUGGAGGCCCCCAUGUCCACGCCCCCCCAUGACAUCAGCAUCAACAACCUGUGGAGACGACCAAUCAUACCAGAAAGGAGGUUCUCACACCUGGCUGAGGAGGACGAGAGCGGGGCUGUGACUCACUCGGUGCCGGACAGCACCCCCUCCAGGUCACCAAGUGUAGUGAAAGCCAAGGCCUCCUCUGUCAUCAUGAAUUCUCUCAUCACCAAGCAGACUCAGGAUAGCGUGUACAAGUUUGAGCAGACGAUGGGGCUGACUGACGCCAGCUACACGCCCCACAAAGGCCUCACCGCCGAGGAGACGAGACACCACCACCGCAUCCCCGAAUCCCUCCAUAAACUGCAGAUCCAGAGCAUGGAGUCCAGAGAGGAGCGGCAGAACUCCUCCGCCCAGUCCACUCCAUCCAACACACCACACAGCUCCCCAAAACAACAACGCAGGACCUGGUUCGGCAGUACAAGUUCCGAGGUCAGCAUCAGCUCCUCCAACAGCAGUGUGGACAUGGGAGACACGGCGGGAGGAGUCGGAGGCGUUGUUGAACGGUGGAGCGUGUUUGGGCCGCGGCCGCUCGUCCACAAGUCGACUUCUGACCUGGGAUCAGACCCUUCGACUGCAGCAGGCUUUGCGCUGCAGGCGUACCGCGGUGCCCAGAAGCCGACCCCCAUGGAGGUAAUGAAGUCGCAGGCCACGCGGCUGGCAGACAACCCUGCUGCUCAGGCGGCGGCCCCUCCCAAAAUGGAGAUUCCAACAGUGGAGGGUCGACGUCAGGGAGCGCGACCACACAAGCUCAAACCCAGAGACAUGAACAUCCUGACGCCGUCCGGCUUCUGAGAGGACACACGACGUCGGAGCUGCACGUCGCUCACAUCCUGAAGGUCCCAUGAAGUGAGAGCGGCUCUCACAUACUGUCUCACAACCUGUUGCUUCAGUGUGUCAGACGUCCAUUUCAUUCAUUUUCAAGUCCUUUAAUCUUCAGCGGCUUCACCUGUUAGCAUGUCUUAGCUGUUAGCAUCUUGCACUUGAUAUUUCCAUCCAGUAAUGAGAUCAUAGAUUUUUGGAUGCCUCCAAAUAUGAAUUUGCUCUAUUACAUUUUUGUACAUCAUCCCUGUUGGUAAUAAACACACUGUUCUCAACAAGUUAAUAACUGACAUCUGGAAGCUUAGCUGGUAAACAAAGCCCAAGUUAGAGAAAUUUAUAAUAAGGAGAAAACAAACCACUCAGACUGUCUGCUUUAAACAUCCAUCAUAGUUUACAGUCCAACUUCCUGCUUCCUUUGACAUACCAUAAUAACUGUAGUGGUGCACUGACGGUUUUCCUGUCAGAUGAGGGGCUCACAUUUCAAGUGUGCCACCUUUAAGUUUUCCCUGCGAAUAAAGUGGAUUAGCUCAUCUUGCUAGCAGCAAAUACAUGAAUCUGAAUUUGGGUGCCAGUUUGAAACAUCAUCAGUGUUAUUCGCCCAUUUUUCUGCUGACAGGUAUCUGGCCUUCAUGGUGCCGGUCAUGACAUUUCCCUCGUUCUCGUCGUCCUUCCUAAAAGCCAUUUCAUGGGACCUUUAACUCUAACACCAGAUAACCACUGUUCUGUCCACCGUCAUCGCCAUCGAAGCUAUUCUGGA